This is a messenger RNA of Daphnia pulicaria, 1169 nucleotides long. RefSeq names its product protein C19orf12 homolog. The record is from RefSeq and is a predicted model, not a curated record. Bases 136 to 609 code for a protein of 157 amino acids. The transcript is spliced from 3 exons. NCBI's taxonomy places the organism in Eukaryota, Metazoa, Arthropoda, Branchiopoda, Diplostraca, Daphniidae.
AUUAGAUAAAGAGUAAUGGCGUUGUAUCUACUAAACCUAAAAUUUUAAGUGCAUUGUAUAUCACCUUCACCACUCGUGUGUGUGUGCAGUUCUCUAUACUAAAAAAUAGUUUCGCGACAACCUUUUACAACAGCAAUGGAUAAUGUUGCCAAGGAGAUAUUUGAGUCUAUCAUACCGUUAAUUGGCAAACUGUUGGAGGCAUUGUGUGAGACAGAGAAAAUUAAAGUUUGUAUCGAUGGAGUAAAGAUAGAUACAGGCAUAGCUGUUGCUGGAACUCUUUUGGGUACCGCAGUUGGUGGUCCAGUGGGAGGUGUUGUCGGAAGCGCAGUAGGCACCACAAUCCUAGCAACAAAGUAUAAGCUGGGAAAUGACAAAUACAAACCUCUCAUGACGGUUUUAAGAGAGGACUUAACAGAGAAAGAAAGGAACAGUUUGUAUGAGAAACUCUGGAAAAAACUGAAUGAGUUUAUAAUUGGUUCUUUGGGUAAAGUAGUGAGUUCAAAUGUAAAUGAGUUGAAGAUAAUUGUUUUGGAGAAUCCUAAAUUGAUGGAAAUUUUCAAAAAUGUGCUCAAAGAAAAUCUUUCCAAAAAGAAUAUGAGUUUGGCCUAAAAUAAUCACUGCAGUUGUUAAAUGCCCAUUCAUUUUUCGAUGGGUGCAAUUGAUGCAAGUAGUAAUAAUUCUUUGAAAGUGUUCGCGCAUUAUAACAUUAAAUAUAGGCUACUUAGUGCCUCACUAGUUCUAAAGUCAAUGUCAAAAUUUGAAGGAAGAAUUCAUUUAGAGCAAAAUGAAGAUAAACUUGUGGUUGAAGCUAUCGACCAUCAGUUAGAAUGGGAAUUAAUGGAUCUAGCCAUCGGCAGCUAUAGACGUUCUAUGUGGAGAAGAUCCUGCUACUACUCUUCAGAAACCGCAAAAACACGGAGAUCCUCACUUACGUGAGUUCAAACGCAAGUGUUUCUUAAAAUUAAUCUAUGGAGAAUACUGUAGUAAUAAAUUACCAGUGAUCAAAUUCAUUCGGUAUGUAUGUGAUUAGGUUUAUACACCGUUCGUUAAAUUUUGAUUUCUCAAUUCUGUAAGCGAUAAGUUAACAAAAAAUUGCAAAUUCACAUGGAAACGAGUUCGGAUGUCGUCGCACCUCUGCAGUUUGACUCGUGAUGGCUGAGCUCUCUGUA